AUGAGUAAAUCAUCACAAAAGCGAGGUAAAGACCAUUGGCAAGUUAAAACUUGGCUACUCAAUCCAUUUCAUUCAAAUGGAACUAUCAAAAGAGUUCCUGAGCUCGAAGAUGAAAUGGUGGAUCCACCGGAAAUGGUAGAUAAAAAUGUUUUCGAUCGUGUCUUUGGAUCAUUACUAGGCUUGGCUAUCGGCGAUGCUCUCGGUGCUUCGGUUGAAUUUCGACCACAACGGUUUUUAGUUGAAAAUAGAGUCACUGAUCUGCAGAGUGGUGGCACUUGGGGACUCAACAGAGGAGAGUUCACUGACGAUACAUCUAUGGCGUUAUGUUUGGCAAAUUCAUUGGUAGCAUGUCGUGAUUUCAUUCCUUAUGAUCAACUCGUACGUUAUAAAUGGUGGUUUCGGAAUGGUUACAUGUCGUCGACAGGAAAUUGCUUUGAUAUUGGCAAAGCAACAAAAAAAUCAUUACUUGAGUUUGAAUAUCGACAAGUGACGUUUAGCAAAGAGCAUAGAAUUCCAAUUGAUCAAAUGGAUUAUCUCCAUGAUCCGAAAUUACUGCGUCUGUUUGAUGUCGAUUGCAGUGAACAGGGUGUAGCUGGGAAUGGAGCUUUGAUGCGUCUCUGUCCCGUACCGCUCUUCUUUUAUCGCAACCCUAAAUAUGCUGUUAGAUUUUCAGGUGCUAGUGCAAGAACUACUCAUGGUGAUAGAAUCGCCAUUGAUGCCUGUCGUUAUUAUGGUGCUUUGAUGGUAGCUGCUCUGCUUGGAGAAAAUAUAGACGAUCUUCUUGAUUCAAAUUUCUAUGUGAAACAUCAAAAUUGGUUCAAUAAUGAGCCACUUCAUGAUAGUGUUAUGAAUAUUGUCGGAGGAUCCUUUAAAAAACGCGGUGGAUACGCUGAAGGUAUUCGAGGAAAAGGAUUUAUUAUUCAUGCUUUGGAAGCUGCUCUAUGGGCACUUUGGGCCAAUAAAGAUUCAUUUGAGCGAGGUGUCCUCGCUGCUGUUAAUCUCGGUGAUGACACAGACACAACAGCAGCGAUUUAUGGUCAAUUAGCAGGUGCUAUUUAUGGUUUUCAUGGAUUACCAAAAAAGUGGCGUGACAUUAUAUAUGGUCGAAACUAUAUAGAAUGUCUAAGCAGGUGGAUUGUCCAUGACGGAGAACGAUGGAGUCUGGAGAAAACACAAGGUUAUUUUCCUGAUUUAAUGACUUCUUCAAAACAACACACUGAUACCAUUAUCCGAACAGUUCCAGAAGAUCAAACUCCUCCAGAAGACGUUUCGUCUUCUCGAUCUCUGUCUAAGUAUUCUUCAGACAAAACUGCAGAAAGUAGGCACGGAAAUUCUAGAUCAUAUCAUCGUACACCAUCAGAACCAUUGCAUUCGACUGCUUUUUCCGCUAAUCGAAAACCUAGUCCGACGAGCGAAAUAGGUAAACCAUAUACAAGGUUCCACGAUCGAGAUUAUACUCCUGCGAAUGAUCCAUCAUCAAUGCCAGGCUAUUCUAUGGAAGGAUUAGAAACAUGUGAAGAUGUGAGUAAAUGGUUAAGAAGUUUGGAUAAAGCCUUUGCAAACUAUGUUUCUGGUUUUGAAACAAAUUUGGUGGAUGGAUUUUGGCUUCUCAAUCAUGUCACCAACGAAUCUCUUCUAAAAUACGGUGUGAAGAAGCGCGAACAUCAGGAAAAAAUUCUUAAUGAAAUCCGAAAAAUACAACAUAGAAUCGACGAAAAAAGAUUCAAAAAUUCAAAUCAGACUCGACUUUGA
This is a messenger RNA of Adineta ricciae, 1752 nucleotides long. Lineage: Eukaryota; Metazoa; Rotifera; Eurotatoria; Adinetida; Adinetidae. The record is from the annotation of a GenBank genome assembly.